UCCUUGAAGGGUGUUCGCCAAUUCCGACGCCACAAGAACGACGAAGAUAAAGAGCGCGCCCUCUUGGUUAACUCCAUCGUGCUGGCACAUCCUCCUUUCUUCUCGCUGCUCCAAGUCUGUUUGCAUGAGGCCGAUCCUCUCGAUGGACUGUUCGAGCAGAUUGAUUCAUUUGUGCAGAGUGCCAAGGAACUGGAGGACAGGGUGCCGGACAACCUGCGCACUAGACAGGUACUACAGGAAUGUCUCAGCCUGCGUCUUGCUUUAGUCGGCCAGCGUUUCCGUCUUCUCCAACAGGAUGCUGAAAUGGCAAGCCGAUGGGCCUUGCUUCUCAGUCAAUUAAUCGUGCAUGGUGUCAGUGAGCCACAUUCAAAUGGACCGCUUUUCUUCACUAUCCUUGACAUGUUACACACCCUAGUGCAUACGGUGGUGGCGCGCUACGGCCUUGAGGGAAAAAUUUACCAAAACAUGAUGAAGAAGAUGCGUCGUGAAGUCACUGAUCGACCUUUUAGCGCAGGUACCGAGCACCUUAGGCCGUUGCUGCUUUCCGGAAAGUCUGCAUAUCCGGUAUUCGUAGUGAUGCCCAUUCACCAGGCAGGGCGAGGAGGAUCCGGACCUGGGGGUUCUGGAGGUCCAGGAGGCGUUCCCGGUGGCGGACAAAGCAGCUCUAAUACUGGAGGCUCCGGUGGCGGAGCGGGAAAGUCGGGUGGUGCAGGGAAGGCUGGCGGUUCCAAGUUUACAGGAAAAGCUGUUUCUAGUGGGUCAUCGGGUCUGUCUGGUGUUCCUGGAUCCAGGGAUUCUGGCGGUGGACUCCUUUCGACUACGGCUUCGGCGGCCAUGGCAACUAGUAUCGGCGGUGGCAUGCACACAUUCGCUCGUAAGCGAGGCUAUCUAGUGGUGCGCCGCGAGCGAUUCCAGCCUUGGGAUCUGAUAGAUCCGAGUAAGCAAGGCAUCCUCUUGUCAUUAUAUGGAGCAGUCCAGACAGAGGCGCAAAUGUCGAGAGUUGAAGAGCAAGCUAAUCUUCUGGUCAGUCAUGAACAUCCCCUUUUCUCCCGACGCAGUCCGGACUUUUACUUCGACUCGGUUUUCAUCGAGGGGCAAGAGUCACCGUUGCCUCUACCAUCUUCCUCUGCCUCCAACACCGUUGCGGCUUCUAUACCUGCUGCCAAGACACAGUCGACGCAAAUACUUCCCGUAAAAAAGCUGGCUUCUGAGUCAACCGAAGAAGAAGAUAUCACUCCUUUCCCCACAUUUUCAUCUCGCUCUGAUCAAAAGAAGUUUGCUGAUUCCAUAAAACAAGAUACGGGCUGCAAUGGUGGAGCCGCUGUUGGCGAUAACCUCUAUCUGGACACGCAACUACCCGACGACGAUGUGAGCAAGCAAGAUCCUUCUCUCGAGUUACCAGUGUCUUCAGGUCUAGAGUCUGUUCCCGGGCAAGUUUAUAGCUUACAAUCAGACGCAAUGCUUGGUGGUCCGAUAAGUAUGCCUAUUUCCAUGCAAAAUGACUCAAUUUACUCCAACAACAACAUUAACUUCGCCACACUUCCACACGUGCCUUCCAGUAUGGCGGCUGGCAGCGUCACCGCUGCCGGGAACGCUUUAGCUGUAGUUAAAAGUGAGCCGCACACAUCAGCUUCCAGUGGCUUGUGUCGACCCUCCGAACUGGAUAAUGGCCAUCCUCCUAUGACUAGCCAUCAUCCUCAACAUCUCCAACAACAACAACAACAAAAGCCACCCCCCACACAGCAACAGAAUAUCUAUCAACAUCCGCAGCAGCAACAGCAGCAGCGUAAGCAACAAGCUCAAUAUCCCACUUCGACAGGACAGGAAUACUCAACUCUACCAAACAUGAAGACGUCUGAAUCAGUUGGCUUUGAGUCACUUUGUUCUCAGCAUUUAUCAAACCUUCCCGCCCAACAGCACCCACAGCACCAACACCACCAGCAGCAAGGUCAGUCUAACCUGAGCGGCAUUUUGUUUACUCAGGGUUCAGUUGUAGGCAGACAGCAGACUAGGCCAAUUCAAUCGCAAGGGCAAUCUCACUCUGGCCAGGUAAGUGGUGUACAAAUGCCCCCUCCUCUACCACCACAACCGCCCAUGGUGUCACCGGCAUCAUCGUCUUCCGGCCAGGCAACUGCUAGUCAAACACCUGUCACCAUUCCCUUCAGCUCAAGUACUUCGGUUGCCUCAUUGCACAGCUUUCCAGGGAGCUCUGUUUCCUGCUCC
Protopolystoma xenopodis is the source of this 2223-nucleotide messenger RNA. The record is from the annotation of a GenBank genome assembly. NCBI's taxonomy places the organism in Eukaryota, Metazoa, Platyhelminthes, Monogenea, Polystomatidea, Polystomatidae.